Hippocampus comes (tiger tail seahorse) is the source of this 2530-nucleotide messenger RNA. RefSeq names its product adenylate kinase 7b (gene ak7b). The record is from RefSeq and is a predicted model, not a curated record. Gene Ontology annotation, biological process: nucleobase-containing compound metabolic process. The coding region runs from base 163 to 2223 and encodes 686 amino acids. NCBI's taxonomy places the organism in Eukaryota, Metazoa, Chordata, Actinopteri, Syngnathiformes, Syngnathidae. The transcript is spliced from 18 exons. Gene Ontology annotation, molecular function: nucleobase-containing compound kinase activity; ATP binding.
CGUUUCAAACGCGGUUCGUUGGCUUUUAAUUAUGAAGGCGCACACAUGUGUUGUGAUCAUAUCCGCUUGCCAUACUGAAAUACUUGGCUUUUUGACUUCACCAAUGGCAACGGAAACUAACACAAAGCCGGAAGCAGGGUUUCGUUUCUCGCAGACUGGAAGAUGGACAUACUCAGAGACAAACUAGUUUUUAUCAACGAUAUUGACUCAUUCACGUCUAAAUGUAUUGCUAAGUGUCUUUCCAAACAUACCCUUGAAGCUGAUGGCUCGUCUGAAAAAGAGGGUCGGACAUUUAAAUCAAGCGACACUGGGUCACAAAAUUACAAGGUCGUCGGAACGAGUUCAGAUGUUUCAGAAGUUAUCAGACCCUAUGUCUUGAAAGCAUACAUUCGACCCAGUAGGGAAGACCUCCUAAAAAAACUGAUGGAAUGUGACAUCAUCAUCUACAACAUUACUGGGUAUCCUGAGCAGGUAGAUGAAGCCCACUGGGCAGUUACAGCUCUCUAUGAUAAUAAAACACAUUUUCAGCGACCAAAGUGUUUUAUCCUCAUCUCUACAGUGAUGACUUGGGCAUGCAGUGAGGCAAUCAGUUCUAAUGAGCUGGAGCUCCCAUUCACUGAUGAUGAUUUCAGAAGAAGAAAAGCUCAUCCAAACUUUCAAAAACACCUUGAACUGGAGAAAAUGGUUGGCAAAAUGGGCAAGAUGGACAGAGCAUUGUUUUCCACUUAUGUUGUGGUGUCGGGACUUCAGUAUGGAAUGGGAGAGCAGGUCUUCCAUCUCUUUUUCAAAAUCUCAUGGCUGGGACAAGAAAAUGAAACACCAGUCUUUGGAGAGGGCAAUAACAUUGUUCCCACGAUUCACGUCAGUGACCUUGCAAGUGUCAUUAAGAAAAUAAUUGAGCGUCAGCCCAAGCCCAAUUACUUGGUAGCCGUGGACUAUUCCAACAACACCAUGGAGGACAUUGUUAAGGCCAUUGCCUGCGCACUCGGAUUGGGAAAGAUCCAGAAGAAGCCAUUUGAAGAGGCCUUCCUCAAACAGGACUUGAGUAUCAUGGACAUUGAUUUAUUGCACGUCAACCUUUGCAUGGAGGGUGUCCAUCUCAAGGAGCUGUUCUCGAUCCACUGGUUGUGUGAGUUUGGUCUGGUGGAGAACAUCGAACUAGUGGUGGAAGAGUAUCGCCAGGUCAGGGGACUGCUGCCCAUCCGUAUGUGUGUUCUGGGUCCUCCCGCAGUGGGGAAAACUAGAGUGUCUCAACAAAUAUGUGACCACUACAUGCUCCAUCACAUCAGGCUGAAUGAUACAGUCUCUGAGACCAUCUUAAACCUGGAAUGUAUAGUGAGGAACACGCCUUCAGAGACAGAGAAUGAGGAGUCAGCAGCAGCAAUAGAAGCCCAGGAACUGCUGAAUAUUUUCAAGGAUAAUAUGGAACAAAAUGGAGGUUUUUUAGAUGAUCAGUUAUUGGUGAAGGUGAUGACGGACAAACUAACGUCUAACCCCUGCAAAAACCAGGGGUUUGUACUGGAUGGAUUUCCAAAGACAUAUGACCAAGCGAAAGAGCUUUUCCAUGUUGAUGAGCAUGAACCAGACGAGAAAGCUUCGUUGACCUCCCUUUGCAACAAGAAGAUAAUACCAGAGUUUGUUGUGUGGCUUGAUGCAUUAGAUUCCUAUCUGAAAGAUCGAGUGAUUAACAUCUCUGAGAAGUUGGUGCAGGAACACAAAUAUGAGCAAGAGCAUUUCCUGCAACUUUUGGCCAAAUACAGAGAGAAAAACAUGGAAGGAGAAAGUGUGGUCAAUUACUUUGAGGAAUUGGAUAUCAACCCAUUAUUAAUUGGGAUCAACAGUCUCAAUACACCUGGCAAUCCACUGCUAAUGCAUGCAAUCUGCGAAAGAGUUGGUAAACCCAGAAACUACGGCCAAAGCAACGACAAGAUACAGGAAGCGGGGAUUAAGCCAACAGAGACCGUUAACAAGGCAAAUAAGGAGCAGAGGGAGGUGGAGGAGGCCAGGCAGAGAUCUGCACAUUGGGAGAUGUGGACUCAGACUUUAGAGGAGAAGAGGCAAUGGGAAGUGCAGCAAUUGGAGGUUCUGUCGGUGCCAAUGAAAACCUACUUAACGCAGCACAUCAUCACCACUGUGUCUCAGGGCUUGAUUGCAUGUGGCUCAGUAUGGCCAGAUGAUCCAAUUGAUUUCUUGGCGGAGUAUUUGAUAAAGAACAACCCCUAACACGUUUUUGAAGCCGAUGUGCCCUGGUCUUCCACUGGCAACCUUUGUUGCAGUAACCGAGAACGUCCAGGAUUUACCUUAUACCUUUUUCAAAAAAUAUAUUUUUCAGAGGUUUCUUGAAAUUAUUUCAAUCAAAAGUACAUUUGAAUAAAACUGGAAUUUUAUUGCCAUUGACACAAAAUAGUUUUUAUUUGUAAGUGGCUCAAGAAGGUGUAAUUUGGACUGUAUACAGGAGUUUUUCGCAAAAUGAUAGCAAUACUGUCAGCAUGUCAACAUUGAGAAUACAUGCUUUGUCAAAUAGGGGUUG